This is a messenger RNA of Anthonomus grandis grandis, 2438 nucleotides long. Its product is annotated as protein DEK-like. Lineage: Eukaryota; Metazoa; Arthropoda; Insecta; Coleoptera; Curculionidae. The transcript is spliced from 11 exons. Bases 317 to 2131 code for a protein of 604 amino acids. Gene Ontology annotation, cellular component: nucleus. Gene Ontology annotation, molecular function: DNA binding; histone binding. Gene Ontology annotation, biological process: chromatin organization; regulation of double-strand break repair. The record is from RefSeq and is a predicted model, not a curated record.
AAGUUUCGACUUCCUUGUCUCGUGUAGUGCAGGGCCGUAACGCGUAUUAUUCAAUUAGCAUUUAAUUUUAUAUAACAUCCGACUAUUAUGGUGCUCCACUAAUAAAAUUAAAUAAUUCCACAAUAAAAAAAAACGUGCAUUCGGACAUAAGUAAAUAACCGAUCGCAUCCCCAGUGACCCAGCGGACCAACCAAUUACACCAGACCCGACAACGACUUUGUUGACAUCGACUUCGCUUGGUCCGCCGCAAUUCCGUAUCGCUUCUUACGCUUCCCAUUGGUCCGCCAUUAUUCUAGAGCGUAUAGACGCGGUAUACAUGACAUUUGCGAUGUCUACUGAAGGUGAUUCCGUAAAAAGUGCUUUGUCAGAAGCAAAUGACAAAAGUGCGGCAGAGAACCACACAGAUGAGUCCUCACAGGACUCGAUGGAUGCAAAAGAGGAACCUGACCCAAAAAAACCAGCCGAGAACAAUGUGAACUCGGCAGAUAAGGACGAGAAGGCGCUAGAGGAAAGCACAGAGGGAGAAGGAGAAUCGGAACAUGAGUCUGAAACUUCUGAGAAAAAGGAGGACGGUGAGAACGCCGAGAAAAAGGGAGGAAGUAAAGAGGAGAAUGACACAAAAAAUAAAAAAGAAGACAGUGAGGUAAAAGAGGAAGAUAAGGAGGCAAAAUCUGAGGAGGGUGACAACAAAUCAGCAGAAGAAGAAGAAGUAAAGAAAACUGAUGAUAAACCGGAGAAAGCUGUAAAGAAAGAGAAGCCCAAAAAGGAGAAAAAGGCUAGCAAAGAAAAGGAAGAAAAGAGCAGCAAUGCCAGUGAAAAGGAUGACGAAGAAGAGGAGGACCAGGAGGAAGAGGAGGAGGAAGAAGUUGAGGAACAAGAGGAAGAAGAAGAAGAGAAUAAAAAAGGAAAAAAGAAAAAGGGUGUCCCCCUGCUGGAUCAACCGUUGGAGACCAGCGGCAAGAGAGAAAGGAAGAAUGUCCAGAGAUAUGACGAACCUGAAGCAAAAAAAGAGCCGGGUAAAAUUGAAUUCGAAGAAGGUAAAGGCACAAAACUGGGCGAAAUCCCGCGAGUAGAGGCGGCCAUCUCCCGAAGCCGGGGCGACGACCUGAAGUUCCUGCACAAAUUCCUCUUCGAUCAGCCGGGGCAGAAGUUGACUUACAAGAAAAACAUCCGACUAUUCUGCGGGUUUGGCUUCGAAAAUGACUCGGACGAGUUCAAAACCAAGCAGGAGAAUUUGAAGAAACAGGACAUGAAGAGCCUUAAAAUAAUGUGCGAGAUCCUGGAUUUGGGCAAGACGGGCAACAAGGACGAAAUCUCCGAUCGGAUAUUGGAGUUUCUGAUGGAACCGAAGGAUUCCGGUAAACCGGUGGGCACCGGCAGACCUAAAAGGGCUUCGGCGGUCAGGGCUAACAAUAGAGGUACUAAAAUAGGUUUAAUACAAUCUUUGUCUCUAGGGUAUUCGUCUCACGAUGACUACAGCAGUGACGAGAAACAAACGUCUAGGGCUAGACGGGAUAAAGGUAAACGUUCGAACCUAAAAGACGACAGUUCGAGCGACGAGGAAUUCAAGCCGCCCGGCGAGUCGGACGCGAGCGACGAGAAACCGCGUUCGGCGAGCAAACGUAAACGCGGCCGCCCGAAGAAACAGGGCGGAUCCUCCGAGGAGGACGAGGUCAGCAUCAGCGGGGCCUCAUCUGACGAAAGCGAAGACGCACCAUCCUCGAAACGAAGGAAAUCCGUAACGAAAAACAGCCGAGGUAGGGCGGCCAAGACGCCCUCGAAGAAGGGCAGACCGGCAAGGGCGGCGGCCACGCCCCGUAGCGCCAAAGGAAAACGGGGUCGUAAAGCCAAAGACGUGUCCUCCGAGGAAGAAGAGGAGGAGGAAGAGAAGGCGGGCAACGAGGGCAGCUCCUCAGAGGACGAACCCUUAGUCAAGAAGAAGAAGGGCAGCGAACCACCGACCGACGACGAGAUCAAGUCGUUUAUCAAGAGCGUGCUAGAGGGCGCCAACUUGGAGGAGAUCACUAUGAAGACUGUCUGUCAAAGGGUGUACGACAACUAUCCGGACUUUGACCUUACCGCUAGGAAAAACUUUAUUAAAUCCACAGUUAAAUCUCUUAUAUCAACGUGAAUAAACCAACAACCAUCCGUACCAUUUUUUUUUUAUUUAAAAGAACUACGUUGGACAUUUGUCGGUACAAUUGUCGUGUUUCGCGGUGUUUCUUUCGUUACUUGUCUAAGUGAAUGUUCUUUUAAGGUAAUUAGAUAUACAUACUUUUCGUAGUAGAGCCUUGUUGUAAAAAAAAAAUAGUUUAAAAUGUUCACAUAUUAUAAUUAUAUUUGUUUCGACGGCUCGGGCGGAGCUCGGGUUGUUAUUGUAUUUUUUUUUUAAUUUUAUGUAAAAAUAUGAUUAUAUUAAUAUUAAUCUUUCCUAAGUA